Molecule: messenger RNA, 3169 nt
Organism: Phoenix dactylifera (date palm)
Lineage: Eukaryota; Viridiplantae; Streptophyta; Magnoliopsida; Arecales; Arecaceae
Source: RefSeq, a predicted model, not a curated record
AAGAUUCGUUCUCUCCUCUCCUUCCUCCUUCCUGCUCUCAGUUUUUUCCCCCUUCAAUUUUGUCCUUUUCUUGGUCAGAUUGCUUCAGUGCUUGUAGCGGAGAAGAAGGCAAUUUUUUUUAUUUUUUUGAGGUUUUUUUUUUUUGCUCAAUACCGCUGCAAUUUAUAAGCUUUCAGGAGAGGAAAAGGUGAGUUUUUUACUAUUAAAAUAGUUUUUUUUUAAUCUCUUUUGGGUGGGAAUAGAUUAAAAAGUGUAGGAGAUGAUGGGGACUCCGCCUGGGUUGCAUGUCAGGUUCUUGGUUUUCCAAUGGAGGGUUGGUUCCAGAAUAUAAAAAUUUGAAGGAGAGAACUGGAUAGAAUAGGGAGGAGGUUCCAGCUGCCUUCUUUGUCCGAUCUCCGACUUUUCUUACACUUAUGGGUUGUCCGUCCUUGUUUCAGGAGAUUAUAUCUAUUUUUCGGCAUCUCCAGCUGUUGUUGGAUCUCUUUCCAUUUCAAAAAUCUUAGCUUUCCAUCAAUCUUUCGAUAUUUUCUAGUUCUGUCCCUGGAGGCCUUUUAAAUGUGUGAUUUUUCGCGAUUUCUGGUUGAUCGGUUGUCUGUUUGAGCUGUGGUCAUAGUGGCAGCUACGGAAGAGAGCGUUGGAUGUGUUUCGUUGGUCCUUGAGGCUCCUAUGAUAAGAUGCAGCCAGAUCAGAGAAGAAAGGCAUCAGCAGAAGUAGACUUCUUCACAGAAUAUGGCGAGGGUAGCAGAUACAGGAUAGAAGAAGUGAUAGGGAAAGGCAGCUAUGGUGUUGUGUGCUCUGCUCUCGAUACUCAUACUGGGGAAAAAGUUGCCAUCAAGAAGAUCAAUGAUAUCUUUGAACAUGUCUCUGAUGCCACACGUAUACUUCGCGAGAUUAAGCUUCUCAGACUCCUGCGUCAUGCAGACAUUGUGGAAAUCAAACACAUACUACUGCCUCCAUCAAGAAGGGAAUUCAAAGACAUCUAUGUUGUCUUUGAACUCAUGGAGUCUGAUUUGCACCAGGUUAUUAAGGCCAAUGAUGAUUUGACUCCAGAACACUAUCAAUUUUUCCUUUAUCAACUGCUUCGAGGUUUAAAGUACAUACACACAGCAAAUGUAUUUCACAGGGAUCUCAAACCCAAAAAUAUUUUAGCGAAUGCUGACUGCAAACUCAAGAUAUGUGACUUUGGACUUGCAAGGGUGGCCUUCAAUGACACUCCCACUGCCAUAUUUUGGACGGAUUAUGUUGCAACAAGGUGGUAUAGGGCGCCUGAAUUGUGUGGAUCAUUUUUCUCGAAGUACACACCAGCAAUAGAUAUCUGGAGCAUUGGCUGUAUCUUUGCCGAAUUAUUAACUGGAAAGCCUCUUUUUCCUGGAAAGAAUGUGGUCCACCAAUUGGAUUUAAUGACAGAUCUGUUGGGAACUCCUUCUCCAGAAGCCAUUGCCAGGGUACGCAAUGAGAAGGCCAGACGAUAUUUAAGCAGCAUGCGCAGGAAAAAACCUGUACCUUUCUCUCAGAAAUUUCCAAAUACCGAUCCACUUGCUCUUCGUUUGCUAGAGAGGAUGCUAGCUUUUGAACCCAAGGAUCGCCCAACUGCUGAGGAGGCUUUGGCCGAUCCCUAUUUCAGGAAUAUAGCAAAGGUUGAGAGGGAGCCUUCUGCUCAGCCAGUUACCAAAAUGGAGUUUGAAUUUGAGAGACGAAGGAUAACAAAGGAGGAUGUAAGGGAGCUCAUAUAUAGAGAAAUUCUUGAGUAUCAUCCAAAGCUGAAGAAAGAGUUCUUGGAAGGGACGGAGUCAACUGGUUUCAUGUAUCCAAGUGCUGUGGAUCACUUCAAGAAGCAGUUUGCUUAUCUUGAAGAGAACUAUGGAAAUGGUGCAACUGUUGCCCCACCUGAGAGGCAACACGCGUCAUUACCCAGGCCUUGUGUUUUUUAUUCAGAUAACAAGAUGCAGAACUCAAGGGACAUUACAGAAGAUUUUUCUAAAUGUUUAAUCAAGGAAACUGAGAAGCCAAAACCAGAGAAUUGCAUGGUCCCUAUGACAAGGGCUCCACUUCAAGUUCCCCAAAGAUUCCAAGGUGCUGCUGCAAGGCCUGGCAAAGUUGUUGGAUCAUUGUUGCAUUACAACAACUGCACAACCUCGGGUUCUGAGCUGUAUGAACAGCGAAGAGCUGCCAGAAAUCCUGCCAUCCCUGCACAAUAUGCAUCUUCAUAUCCCAGAAGGAACCCAAGCUGUAAGAUUGAGAGAGGAGAUGAGGGAAUUGAAGGACCUAAUAUUGUGCAGCCAAAGCCUUAUGUUGGAAGUAAAGUGGCUGCAGCUCAUGGUGGUCCUAGUAGUCAUUGGUAAUUUGUUAGAUUACAGAUAUGCAAUUAGUUCGCAUGUCAUGACAUCAACUCCCUGGUGAACUCAGAUUGUUCCAUUGUCAUCAUAUUCAAUAUUGCUCGUGCAUUGCCAACUGUACAGACUCACUAUCAAGAGAUAGGACUCUCAUUUAAUUUCGCUCUGGUAUCAGACUGGGAGUCGGGGUUGAAAGAUUGUAAAGGUAUCCAUGAUGGGAAGAAUUUGGCUUGGCUGAGAAGGUUGUAAUACAGCUUACUGACAUGACUCUGGCUGUUGGUGUUGCUGUUGCUCGAUGUUGAAGUUCAUAGUCUGAAGGCAGUUGCGACACUAAACGACGACAAGGUGGGCUACAUUGGGCUAUAUAACAACUGUUAUUCUUAAGUCUUUAUUUGAGUCAAAGGAUUAGCAGGAUGCCAUAUUUGUUGUAUUGUAUUAUCUUAUAUCAAUGCUGCUAGAUGCUGCUGGCACACUUCAGCCUGUUGCAGUUGGCUUGUUAUUUUAAUAUAUGCCAUUUGUCACUCUCUUUUACAUUUGGAACAAUUGAGCAGAUUGUAUGGGCAACCUUGCAGUGCUUGAAGUGCUUCCACAGAUGAACGUCCUACACUGAGAGCAGGAUAUCCCAUAUUUUAGGGGGUAAAUGCAGCUGUGAUAUUCUAGGAUAUCCCAUGCGUGGAACAGGAAAAGUAGCUAAAUAGCAUGCUGAAAUAGGUGGUAAUAAAGCUCUUUUGAUGUUGGAAUUACCAGGGGGAAUUGUUAAAGCCUUGUGCCUGGGGUGGGUUGUGUGACAAUUCUGAUUAUUGUAUUCAUAAAAAAAUGAUUUGCACUAUCUUGAA